This is a messenger RNA of Ooceraea biroi (clonal raider ant), 6195 nucleotides long. Its product is annotated as hemicentin-1. Gene Ontology annotation, molecular function: protein binding. Lineage: Eukaryota; Metazoa; Arthropoda; Insecta; Hymenoptera; Formicidae. The record is from RefSeq and is a predicted model, not a curated record.
CCGCCGCGGGUCAGGACUCGAUGUGGCUUCGCCGUAGGAGAGCCCCGUUGUCGCUGCCGAUGAUGCGAUCUCGUCACGACGCGAAUGACGCGGCCUAAGUGAUUCAUGAAUCAAAAUCGGAGCGAGAGCGCGCGUCGUCGUCGCCCGACAAUCGUCCGAUCGAUCGCGGCCGCGUCGCGACCCGCAAAGUGCCGAUCGAUCAACCGGAAGUAAACGACCUGCCGACGUAGCGGAGGCACGCUACGCUCACGUCUCUCCGGCGCGUUUUAGAGGUUUCUUUCAGAAACGCGAGAGUGCCAGUUUGACAGGAGUGCAUCUCGCACGUGCGAUCCUCGAUCCACGUCGCUCAGCAUCGUUGCCAUCUCUCUGUCUUCUUUUUUUCGAUUUUUCCGAUUUGCGAAAUUUUUCCUGGACUUUGAAACGGGCGCGAGAUUGUUCCGCGAGAUCGUACGCGCGUAACGCACGUGCUCGCGCGUCACCGCGGCGCCGGGGGUGGCUAGGGAAAAAAAAAUCGAAGCCCUCGAUCGGCCGCGCGCCGUGACCCGAGCGAGCACCGCGCUUCGGAUAUCCGGAGUGUGUCGCCGGUGUGUUCGAUUAACAGGCGACGCGCGUUAAGGUCAGGACUGCUGUUCGUCGCACUCGAUCGAUACGCGGUAUCAGUGGCAUAUCGCGAUUAAGCUCACCGCCCGCGACUUGGGGCGCACGCAGUUGGACGAGGCGUCGAUGUGUCGAGGAACACCGGAGUGGAGUCGAGCAACGGCGGAAAUCGUGAUCUGUGCCGCAGCAAAACGACAACGUCUGCUGGGCGACUCGUGAGCGCCAGUGUCUCAACGUUUGCGUGGCUUCGAUAGACGCAGAACUUUAAUUUACUGAAAGACAUCUCGACGAGCGACGCUACUCCGCUUUCGAACAGCCGAUCAAGCGAUCCAAGAUGAUUGAGUUCUCGGAGAUGAAUCGGUUUUACGGGUUUCUCAGUCUCUCUCCGCGCUUCUAGAUCCUCCUGAUAGUGCGCCGCGAUCGUGAGACACGGAUGCGUCCUGCAAACCCCGCGAAAGUGCCCCAAAAAUUCCUCGCAGCCCGGUUACCCUCGGACGGAACUCGUGUCGGAGUUCCGAGCAGAAUUUCCCGUGAUACGUCGAGAGCACUUUGCAAGUUCGGUCUUCGACUUCGGUCGCAGCCUGCGGAGCGGAUUUCACAUCAUUCCACGAGGGUUUACCGCGCGGGCGGACACAUUAGUGUGAUUCGCCGAGGUAGAGAGGCGCUUCCGUGGAAUCCGACGAGGAGGACCAUCUUGGAAAGGGGUCGCAACCCCCCAACGCUGCGUCGCCCUCCCACGGACAAUAAAACUAUAAUCGUUAGCCCGUAGCCUGUCAACGGAAGCUGCGCCGUUACGGAUCCGUUUAUCCAACAAAUCCAGCGAUCAUCCGCGCGUUCAAAAACCGUGCGUUCAAAAACCGUGCGAGCGAUCUCGCGCGGAUAACGAAUCUGUCUAGCAGAGAAUGCAUCGAUCGCGAACGGAAUGAAGCCGGGACGAUAAGCGCACAAGCGGCGGUGCGAUAAAAUUUCAGCGCUUCCCGUUUGAAGAAUUACGCUCGGGAUUACGUCCUGGCUGGAGGUAGAUUGUGCUCAAAUCAGUCUCGAGGUAGAACGAGUUCCGCAAACGGAAGCAAGCGGAGGAUCUUCCGGAGGAAGAUGGGAACGCCGAAUGGCGAUAACGCGCGUCGUCGUUAGAGUCCCGCGUACCGUAUUUGAAAGGCUCGAAAGACAAAUAACGGGCAUCCUAUUAAAUGACGACAAGUGAGCGAAAUAGGAGGAGAUAGAGGGUACGGACACGCGGCGUGUUGGUUCACGGCAGUCGACAAAGAGCGGACGAUGUGGACGGCGGAGCAGCAGCAGCAGCGAUGCAGCAGCAACAUCACCAGCAACAUCAUCAGCAGCAGCAACGGCAACAGCAACGACAACGGCAUCAACGGCAGCGAGAGCGGCAGCAGCAGCGUCGGGGGUUGCAAUUAGUGUCGGCUCGCAACGGCCGCGAGUCUACGUAACGACUGAAGGGGGCCGCCGGCCGUUAGGGGGUCGAGGGUGUGUGCAGUGCGCGUGAAAAGAGGACAAAAUGUGGUGGAGGUGGCGGUGGUGGAGUGUCGUGACGAAGGCGGCGACGACGACGACGACGACGGUGCUGGUCUUGGUAGCUGCUGCCGUCGCGGCGUACUCGCCGUCGGUGGAACUCGCCGAUCUGGACAAGCCAAUACCGAUCGUCGCCAUCGACGGUGUAGUCGGGAACAAGGUGGAACUCCCCUGCGACAUUCGCUCCGACGACAACGACGAGGUCAGCAUGGUGCUUUGGUACAAGGAGGGCGGGGGCGAGCCGAUUUACAGCUUCGACGUACGUGGUCGCCGGCAAUUCAACAACGCCCGUCUCUGGUCGUCGCCCUCGGCAUUGGGACCAAGAGCUUUUUUCGUCACGGCGACGAAUCCAGCUCACCUCACCAUCGAUCGGCUGGAGAGCACGGACGAGGGGAUCUAUCGGUGCAGGGUGGACUUCAGGAACUCGCCGACGCGGAAACAAAGGAUGAACUUAACCGUUAUAGUGCCUCCGUCGAAGCCGAUGAUAUUGGACGGCGCGACGAGGAACCUUUGGAGCAUCGAGGAGCGGUACAACGAGGGUAGCGACGUGAACCUGAUUUGCGAGGUACGGGGUGGCAGGCCGCCACCGAAGCUGACGUGGUAUCUCGACAACACCGUGAUAGACGAGUCCUAUCACUACAACGCCGAGACCGGGUUAACGGUGAACCACUUGGCGUACCCGAAAAUUGGCCGGCAGCAUCUCAAGGCGAGGCUGAUCUGUCAGGCGGGCAACACGAACCUGGUUCCGCCGCAGACCAGACUGCUCAUCCUCGACGUCAAGCUGAAGCCGCUGGUGGUUCAGAUCCUGACGAAGGAGACGCGGGUCUCGGCCGACAAAAAUUACGACGUCGAGUGCCGUACGAGCGGUUCACGGCCAGAAGCGGUGAUCACGUGGUGGAAGGCAAGCACGCCGAUCAAGAAGAUGUCCCAGACCUUUUCGCUGGAGAACAAUCAGAGCCUGAGCAUCCUCAGCUUCGUGCCAACCAUAGAGGACGACGGUAAAUAUUUGACGUGCCGCGCGGAAAAUCCCGACAUACCGGACAGCGCGCUGGAGGACAAGUGGCGACUUGACGUGCAGUACCAGCCGGUGGUGAGUUUAAGGAUGGGCGAGACGCUGAAUCCGAAGUACAUCAAGGAGGGCGACGACGUGUACUUUGAGUGCAUCGUAAAGGCGAACCCGAAGGUCUACAAACUCGCCUGGUUCAAAGACGGCAAAGAGCUGAAGAAUAAUUCCACGGCAGGUGUGGUCUUCAGCGAUCACUCCUUGGUCCUGCAGCGCGUGACCCGAUACUCCGCCGGCGACUAUACCUGCCUUGCGGCGAACAGCGAGGGGAAGACUGCCAGUAAUCCCGUAUUCCUUCAGAUAAUGUAUGCUCCGGUGUGCAAGGAAGGUAAGAGCGAGGUGGUGGUCGGCGCUUUGAAACAGGAGACCGUGUCGCUGGUGUGCUCGGUGGAGAGCCACCCCGCCGCGCUGACUUAUCAGUGGACAUUCAAUAAUUCCGGCGAGCUGGUGGAAAUGCCGCACUCGCGGCACUCCCACGCACCGGCACCGGGUACUCCGCCGGCCGCGGACAGCGGACUGAAAGAGUACCAGCAGUUUCACGGGUCCAAGCUCAACUACACGCCGGCUUCGGAAAUGGAUUACGGCACGGUGGCGUGCUGGGCGAGCAACCAGGUUGGCAAGCAACGAACACCCUGCCUCUUUCAGGUGAUAGCCGCGGGUCGCCCGUACACCCUUCACAAUUGCAGCGCCACGGAAAUGUCGGCGCCCCUGGACUUGGAAGAGCUUGGGAGCAAGUCGAGCACAGGGCUGAUGGUGCGAUGCUUGGAGGGCUACGACGGAGGUCUGCCGAUCUACAGUUAUCAGCUGGAGGUCGUGUCCGACGAGGACGACGGUUCGAUUCUGCUAAAUAAGACGGUGCCGGCUGGUCCCAACGGACCGACCUUUGAAGUCGCCGGGCUAACGGCGGGAAGAAGCUACCGACUUUUUCUGUACGCGGUUAACGCGAAGGGGAGGAGCGAGCCUGCCAUCCUCGAGCCGGUAACCCUGAAGGGUGUCGCCAUGUACACGACCGGCAACACCGACGCAUCGAUGCUGAAUCCGUUGUUGCUGGGCUUGGCAGCCAUGGCGACCCUUUUGGCCCUGGCCGUAGCUGGAGUCCUGGCAGCGCUCUACCGGAAGCACUCCACCGGCCGACCCGGAAGCCCAAAGCACGCUCCCAUCGUAUGCGAGCCGCCUAAUGCAGGUGCAACCACCCCGGUGCACCCUCAGACCAAGCAGGCGGUCGAUGACAUCGAUCCGGACAUCAUACCCAACGAGUACGAAAGAAGACCGCUAACGUACACCCCCGUCUACAAGACACCACCACAACGAAGGAAGAAGGAUCGCGCCGCCGACGAGGACGCCUCGCCGGAGAAGAGGCCGAUCGUUCAGCACGGCCUGGACCUGCCACCGGACUCGAUGCUGACGGACUGCCUGCCAACGCCCACCAUAAACUACCCGCAGAAUCACGUGUCCCAGCAGAGCACUUACAAUCAUCCGCCCACCAUGGCAGACUUCAAGCAGAUGGCGAUGGACGCCUACAAUCAGCGCAACAACCAAAACGUAUAUUAUAGUCUACAGAGGACGAGCAAGGGGCUCUCGUCAAUGCCACAGAGGCCCGUCUCGUCGUCGGUCUCCGCGCAAGGCAAAUUCCAUCAGCCGGAAGUGGUGACACGCUCGAAUCGGAUACAAGAGAGCUGUAUAUAAGUUCGGCGGUGGUUCCCAUGCGGGAUCAGCCUCGCGAGCUUCUCCAAGACGCCGCCGGCGAUUAUAUUUACACGUGUAAAUGUAACGAGUACGGACGGUUAUAGAGAUCCGUGGUUCCCUAUGGAAAGGAUCGCGCCGCGCCUAAACGCGAUGUUACCACCCCCUUACCGUACCGUGUACCAUCCCUUUCCGAGUUGUUGCGCGAGUUUCGAGCGCCGCGCGGGCGGCGAGACGCACUUGACGUUUACUCUGUACAAAAUCGCGCGGAGAGAGGCUGGCGGAGUGUUCCGGAUCCAUAUUGACAGGAACGCGAUUUCCACUCUCGGAGAUUAUUGCGUUUACGCCGACGCGGUCGGAGAUAUAUAUAUAUACGCCCGGCGUCGCGUUUACCCCGGCGGGCGCAAAUCUCGCGGCGGGGGUGUUCGCGACGAGCGAGUACGUCUGAGCGACGGCAUUAGCGAAUUAGAGGGAGGUACCCCGUACAUGUCCAAAAAUAUUUCUUUACUGACAUACUGAGGUGUAAGCGGUAUAAUAUCGUACGUACAAAGAGUCUAACCCCCUAAAGUAGUUAAUGUCAAUAACAAAAGAGGGGGAUGAGGCUGGGCCGAAGAGGCAAAGCCGAAUCAAGCGGAAAAUCCCGAAAGAACGGCGCUUCACGUUUCUCCGAUUCCGUAAGUUCCGGUUCUCGCCCUUUCUUCACACGAACCUUGUGGUCUGAUCUUUUUGAAAGUUUUACGAAUUCUACAAAUUAUUGCUUCCGCGCGGCAACCGUUUUACAGUUUUUUAACAUGAUACGUGUCGUAAAGGUCGAAAAGGGAGAAGAAGCGUUCGCGGUCGCAGCUCGAUCCUUCCAGCCUUAUCCUCGGAGAGAGAUACUAACGAUAUUAAUGCGAUCAUAUUCCAAGCUCAUCACUGCUCAUGUUUUCGUACGCAAAAUUUUUAUAACGACCCGACAAAUGAAAUGAAAGAAGAAAAUGAAAGAUACAAACGAGCGUGUUCGUUCAGAAAAUAACUUCUCGCCGAACCCGAGAAAAUCCUCUCUCGCAGAAGCGACGUCUCCGUCUACCGAUCACCGGCUCGGCACACGUGGACGUGGACGUUUUACUGUUUAUAUAUAUAUGAAACUAGUUUUUGUACAAAGAUCUAUUGUAAAUAGAGAGACACGAGAGCCUGGCCCUAGAGCAAAUAGCCACUAAUGUCCGAAUUUCAUCUGUUACACGUUUAAGUCGAGAAAUAUGUCCGAUCGCGUAAGAUAAAACAGACUCGAUGGCAUACGAAUACGAGAAUAAAGAGAAUACGUUUCAUCUGUUUUACACAAA